Miscanthus lutarioriparius is the source of this 1005-nucleotide messenger RNA. The record is from the annotation of a GenBank genome assembly. Lineage: Eukaryota; Viridiplantae; Streptophyta; Magnoliopsida; Poales; Poaceae.
AUGAGCAGCUUGGCUUAUCCGCUCUUCCGGCUCCCGUGCCGCUGCUCCCUCGCGGCGGCACCGGCGUCUCGGAUACCCGCACCUGUGUGCCUAUCUGCUUCGGCUUCCGCGGAUGCAGAGGGCGAGCUGACGGCGCGGGAAAAGAGAGCGCAGCGUCGGGAGCGGCGGGAGCUGCGUGCGACGGACUGGAAGGAGGAGGUGCAGGACCGGCUGAUCCACGAGCCGGCGCGGCGGAGGAAGAAGCCUCCUAAGCGGUCGUGGAGGGAGGAUCUCAACCUCGACCUCCUCGCCGAGCUGGGGCCGCAGUGGUGGCUCGUGCGCGUCUCCAUGGCGCCCGGCACCGACUACGUCGACCUCCUCACCAAGGCCAUCUCACGACGCUACCCGGAAGUCACCUUCAAGAUUUACAAUCCAUCCAUCCAAGUAAAGAGGAGAUUGAAAAGUGGUGCAAUCAGUGUUAAAUCCAAGCCUCUGCAUCCUGGGUUGGUCUUUCUGCAUUGUACCUUAAACAAGGAGCUUCAUGACUUCAUCAGAGACACAGAGGGUUGUUAUGGCUUUAUUGGAGCUACAGUUGGUUCAAUCAAGAGGCAGAUUAAAAAGCCAAAACCUAUUCCAAUUGAUGAAGUUGAAUCAAUUAUUAGAGAAGAGAAGGAGGAACAAGAGAGAGUUGACAGAGAAUUUGAGGAAAUGGAGAAUAUGGGAAAUGUUGAACCUUUCAGUAAACCUGUUGAAGAAUCUGAACUUAUGUUAAUGAAUAAGAUCAAGAAGCAGUUUAAGAAAUCAUCCUCAAAUGGUGGCACUAGACACAGUGCUUUUUCGCCUGGUGCAACUGUUCAUGUUCUCUCUGGGCCUUUUGAAGACUUCACUGGUUCCAUCCUGGAAGUGAAUCGCAAAAACAAGAAGGCCACUGUCCAGUUGAUACUUUUUGGGAAAGAGAGCUUUGUGGAUCUUGAUUUUGAUCAAAUUGAGGCAAUUGAAGUGGAUGCCAAUGAUAGUAAACUAUGA